This is a messenger RNA of Dissoconium aciculare CBS 342.82, 1670 nucleotides long. Its product is annotated as DNA glycosylase. Gene Ontology annotation, molecular function: DNA-(apurinic or apyrimidinic site) endonuclease activity; DNA binding; oxidized pyrimidine nucleobase lesion DNA N-glycosylase activity. Gene Ontology annotation, cellular component: nucleus. The transcript has a single exon. NCBI's taxonomy places the organism in Eukaryota, Fungi, Ascomycota, Dothideomycetes, Mycosphaerellales, Dissoconiaceae. The record is from RefSeq and is a predicted model, not a curated record. Gene Ontology annotation, biological process: base-excision repair; nucleotide-excision repair; base-excision repair, AP site formation. The coding region runs from base 315 to 1622 and encodes 435 amino acids.
GGCCAUUAUACGGUAUCAAGGAACCUCGCGAUGAUGCUCAAGUGAAAACUGGGCGGACCCCCGAUCUACAGUUCUCGACUCUCCAGGGCUCUUAGGAGCAAUGCAGAUCUCCUCAGAUCUAAACGGCACUUGCCGCUCCAAUCAGCUCGUAGCAUUGCCCCUACUGCAUGAUGGCCGUGCGCCCGUCGUCAUGCAUCGGGCAUAGAGAUCUUAGCUAUUCUGUGCUGUGAAGAGGUGCACGAGUGCCGAAAUUCUGGAGCCAAUGCCUGCCGCAAUGGCUAGUCGUCGACAACCAUCGCCAGUUGCAUCUCGACAUGCCACGUCUCCUGCGCCAGGCCGCACGUGUCGCUGCACCCCUACGACCUGCCACCAGUAGUCGGCUUGGCCUCGAAUGUUUUUCUCUGAACGCGACCGACUCCUCGGGCCCGCAACGCGAUUUGUCCAGUCCAUCUGGCAGUGAACUAUCCUCGCCGCCAUACAGUCCAGUCAGCGAGGAUGACGUCCCAUCUCGAAAGCGAAAGCGCACGACGGCCGUCAUCAAGACCGAAGUGACGGAAACUAGGCGGUCGCCGCGCAAGGCUCCCAAGGUCGAAUCAUCAUCAACGCCUGCACGCAAACCCAGGCGACAGCCUGCUAAGCAAAUCAAGAGUGAAGAUGGAAACAUUAUUGUCGAACCGCCGGCGGGGUGGGAGGAGAUGUACAGCGUCACAACCGAGUUACGCAAACGGCACCUAGCACCUGUCGAUACAAUGGGGUGCGAGUCUCUCGCAGAAGACCAUCGUCCACCGCUCGAACGACGUCUCCAAACACUCGUGGCCCUGAUGCUAUCCAGUCAAACCAAGGAUACCGUCACUGCUGUGGCUAUGAAAAACCUCCAGCAGAAUCUCCCAGGCGGGUUCACACUCUCAUCACUCCUCGCUAUCGACCAGGAGGACCUCAACCAGCUCAUAUCCAAAGUCGGCUUCCACAACAACAAGGCCCGCUUCAUUAAGCAGACCGCCGCGAUACUACAAGAGCGAUUCGCCGGCGACAUCCCCGAUACCAUCGAAGGGUUAACAUCUCUUCCCGGCGUGGGCCCCAAAAUGGCCUAUCUCACCAUGUCCGCCGCAUGGGGCCGCGACGAGGGCAUCGGCGUCGACGUACACGUCCAUCGCAUCACGAACCUCUGGGGCUGGCACAAGACCAGCACGCCGGAGCAGACGCGGGCCGCCCUCGAGGCCUGGCUGCCACGGGAGAAAUGGCACGACAUCAACCAUCUCCUCGUCGGCCUCGGCCAGACGAUCUGUCUCCCGAUCGGCCGUCGCUGCGGAGAAUGCGAUCUCAGCGAGCGAAAGCUGUGUCCGAGUGCAGUCGCGGGAAGUCCGGCGAAACGCAAGGUCAAGCGGGAGAUCAAGGUCGAGAUCAAGGAAGAGCCGGCGGGCGAUGACAAUGUCGCUCCUGUGGCGGCGCUGGAAGCCACUCAGGAAACGGACGACGUUGCAUCCGUGGUGCAGAUCAAGUCGGAGGAUCUCGGCGAGGUGGAACGGGUCGAGACCGCUGCGAGUGCCGGGCGCAUCCCUGACAUUGAAGGAUUGGGUGCCGGGAGAGCGCGCCGGCUCGCGAAAGCAGUCUCGUCGUUGUGAUCGUUAUGUAAAAGUAGAACAUCGCCUUCUAAAUUGUACAUUGUUCGU